Messenger RNA from Strongylocentrotus purpuratus (purple sea urchin), 748 nucleotides. RefSeq lists its product as uncharacterized. The record is from RefSeq and is a predicted model, not a curated record. The transcript is spliced from 5 exons. Lineage: Eukaryota; Metazoa; Echinodermata; Echinoidea; Camarodonta; Strongylocentrotidae. The coding region runs from base 219 to 545 and encodes 108 amino acids.
UCUUGACGCGGAAUUUACAUUACUAAUCAUUGUUUUGACUGUGAAACUUCACGUGUUCAUAUUCCGUAGCAGGUACAGAAGUAACUGAACGCCCUCUUCCGAUCCAGAUUGAUAACGUCGCAGUGGAGUUGAACUUGACGUUUAAUGACAAGAAUUUCACCGACGCUUUAUACGAUUCCAACUCUACUGAAUACAAGGAGCUAGAGGCUGAAAUCUUGAUGCUGCUGGCUGGAGUACUGCAGUCUGGGGACUUCUCCAACUCAACUACGGUAGUCCUGGAGUUCAGUCCCGGGAGUGUGGUGGUUACAAUCUUGAUAACCAUAGACUCUGUACCAGUAAGACUCAAUGUUAUACUGGCUGAGGAUGGAUCAAUUGCUCUUGGUGACGCGAUUGCCGAGGAACUAGUCACACUGACCUCAGAGGGUCUCUCCAAUAACAAUGUGGAUGUCGUGCUUUCCAAUGUGGCGGUUCAAGAAGUAACAACAACAACAACAACAGGUGAGCGUACCACCCCCUUCCCUGAAAAAAAACACCCUUUGUUGUAAAUUUGUCCCUCUCUCAUGCACUUAGGGUCACUGCAUUCAUUGAAUAGAACAAUAUAUUCCAUCUUUCAUAAAUUAGCAAAUUCCACAGACUAAUGUAACAAAUUCUUUAAAACUCUAACCGCGAUAAGCAUACUAAAUUAUAAUUCUUCUUAUUAUUAGAAUUGUUAUAACUUAUUGUUAUUCCCAUCCCUCUGUACUCUCUC